This is a messenger RNA of Vicia villosa (hairy vetch), 2609 nucleotides long. Its product is annotated as exportin-T-like. Gene Ontology annotation, molecular function: tRNA binding; small GTPase binding. The transcript is spliced from 2 exons. The record is from RefSeq and is a predicted model, not a curated record. Gene Ontology annotation, biological process: tRNA re-export from nucleus. Gene Ontology annotation, cellular component: nuclear matrix; cytoplasm; nuclear pore. NCBI's taxonomy places the organism in Eukaryota, Viridiplantae, Streptophyta, Magnoliopsida, Fabales, Fabaceae. The coding region runs from base 636 to 1583 and encodes 315 amino acids.
AAACCACAAAUUCAAAUAUCUUCCACUACACACAUUAAUGCACUCAGCCCCUACCUAUCCCACAAACCCCUCUUUUACAUCUUCUACCACAUUUUUAUUUUCACCAUUUUCAUGAGAAUUUUUUACACCUUGUUACUCUCAAGUUUGUAUUCACCACAUACAGCUAACCUUAACCCAUACUCAUCAUAUUCAUCACCUCAUUAUUCCUAUUACUACAAUACUUAUCAUCAACAACUCAAACCAACAAAAACCUCUUCCACAAUUUAUCCUCAAUAUCAAACCCACUCUAAAAAUAGAAGAGAUUUUGAGAAGUCUUUUAAGAAAAACUCACAAAAAAUCACAAAAAUCUGCCUCAUUCAUAAGCAUCCUAUUCAAGCUUUGUGAUACUUUGCACCUGCCCCUUUCAAAAAUCCGUAACACACACAAAUCACAAUCAACAACCAGAAAAGUUUUUCAACAACCUUCUGAUUCACAAAAGGAACAGUUUCAAACAGUUAUCCUUGACAAGAAUCAGAAAAAGACCACGAAAUUGAAGAAGGCGUCUCAGAUCCCGAGGACGAGGAGUCAUCGUUACAAUCUGUUUCGACGGAUCCCGAUGACGUUAUCAUCCCCACAAGGAGAUCAAGUUUUCUUCCAUGGUCCUCGAUGUUGAUGUUUGUUCGAGUUCUCUAACUGCUACUCAAACAGUCGUUCCGAUCUUAACCCCAUCCAACAUCUAUUUGGAGCUCCCAGUCGAUAACGUUAUUGCUGUGAAAUCAGCGUCAGCAUUUGAAGUUAAUGGUAUUUUCGAUUUCUCCUCAUAUGUCAGAGAAAAAUUGAAGGACACUAUUUCUAGGGUUUUUGUUGCGGCCAUCAACAGGGCUCUCUUCCUCCUCCUCCAUGAAACUGCCGCCGACUACACCUUGUUUGAGGCUCAUAGAAUCGACAAAAUUGGUCAGAACACUGAAGCUGUUUGGAACUCCGUUUCCGACUUGACCAGCGUUAAAGACGCCAUCAGACAGCAGUGGGUAUCAGAUUUAGUCAGAGCUUGGUAUGACAUUAUUUCUAUGUAUCGUAAUUCUGAUCAAAAGCUAUGCACGGUUGUUUUAGAUUCCAUGAGAAGGUAUAUUUCUUGGAUUGACAUUAGGUUAAUCUAUAAUGAUGUUUUUGUCCCUUUGUUAUUUGAUUUGAUUUUGGUUGGUGCCCCAUCUGAUCAUCUCCAAGUUUGUAAGAGAAUGGAGCCCCAAUCGAAACUACCGUUGUUGCAAAGCCUUCAAAUAAGUGGUGUGUUUAGGUUAGUGACCGAUGAUGGCAAUGAUCAACUGGUUCCUGACUUAGCUGCAUUGUUUUCUAUAUAUGUUAUGGAGGCCUUGGAUUGCUUUAAAAAGAUGAGUUUCGAGGAAGCUAAAGGAGUCUCCAUGGAAGCCCUUGUCGACUUCUGCAGGCAAAAGACAUUUAUGAUUGAUAUGUAUGCUAACUUUGAUAGCGACAUAACUCGCAGUAAUGUUUUUGAAGACCUCGCUAAUUUGUUGUCCAGAAUUGUCCAUUGUCUGCCAUGCAUAUUCUUGCUUUGGAUGGUUUUAUUGCUGUUAUACAGGGAAUGACUGAAGGGACUAAUGGCUCUGUCCAUAACAUACUCAACAAGUUUCUACUGCUUGAUGGUGGAGCAAAAGCAAAUGCAAAUGCAAAUGCAAAUGCUGAAAACACAAAUGCAAAUAUGGGAGCUCAACAGGUUUUGUAUAUUCUGGAUACCUUGAAAGAAUGUUUUCCUUUGUUGUUGCUAACAGAUCAAACCAGCAUCCUGAAGCACUUCGAAAGUCUCUUGGUUCUGCGUCAACCCCUAGUGUCAAACCAGCAUUCUUCUGCAGUCUCGGAAAAGUCUGCUUCCAAAAUAAAUGAGAUGCCUGUAAUCUGAACGAAGCAUUGGACCAAGAAACUGAUGAGCUGACUUCUCAGAAGGGUAUGAAUUCAUCGUCCCACAACCGUCGGUUUAGUUUCAACUUAAGUCGAAUUUGCAGAAGUUUCAGUUUCAAGGAAGGCUCGGUGGUUUCACAUUUUGGUUCUAAGUAUGUUUGUUCAAAGUCUGGUCCAGUGACUCCUGAAUCUUCUAUUCAUUGGGAUAAUUCAAGCAAAGAAAAGAAGAGCAAUCAAAACAGAACAAGAUCAACUCCUCUUGGGAGGAUAUUAGACCCAAUAUUGAAGCAAUGCUAUUCUGUUUUCUUGGAGAACUACUCGUGUCUCUCAACAAAACACAAGAGGUGUGUAUUGAAGUCUUUCAUUCCAAUUUCGAAGUUUGUGUUGCAAAUAAUCAGUGACAAUUUGUUAUUCAAGCAAUGGGAUCCAGGAACAAUGUCUUUAUUCUCAUAUUGAUUUUACAACCUUGAGGACAAGAUUGUUUUUGAAGGGGUUGGCAAUGAAAGAGAAGAGAAAUUAUUUAGAUAAAUAAUUUAGUUAUUUAAAUUAAUGCCUAAUUUAUAUUAGUAGUACUUUUAUUUGUAUUGUUAUGUAGUUGGGCUUUUAUUAGUGUUUGGGUUUUCUAGUUUAGUAUCCACUAUGAGUACUAUAUAUGUAGUCCCUUGAGACAUUGAUGAGUUUCAAAAUCAAAUGAAAAAGUCUUUUAUCUUCCUUUA